This is a messenger RNA of Brassica rapa (field mustard), 2142 nucleotides long. RefSeq names its product protein TsetseEP. The record is from RefSeq and is a predicted model, not a curated record. NCBI's taxonomy places the organism in Eukaryota, Viridiplantae, Streptophyta, Magnoliopsida, Brassicales, Brassicaceae.
UUUAUUAUAAUCAUAAAUUUCACAUUCCAAAAUCUCUACCCCACCCUUCAACUCUAAACCUUAAGUCUAGAUUAGUUAACUCUAAGGGUAUAAUUGUAUUUUACCCUUCAUUAAAAGUGAGGGUAAAAGUGGUUAGUGUAAACAUAAAAAGUAGUACUAUGAAUGUGGUAUUUGUGGCAAUUUACCUGUUUAGAUACAUUUUAAGAGAAAUUAAAUUUAUGACAAAUCGUUAAAUAAAAUUAAAAAAAAUUUAUGUCAGAUAUUUUACAAAUAUGGUUUACUGUGUUAAUAGAAUUAAUGUUACAACUUUAUAUGAUAUUUCUGUUUAAAAUUUAAAUAUAUUUUAUUAUUUUCUAAUAUUAACUAAAUUGUUUUGUUAUUAUUCUGGUAAACCGAUUUAAAUCCAAUAGAUUCAGAUUUAGACUUUCAUCGAUGUCAUUUGAUUGAUAGAAAAAUAAACAAUGAACAAAGUUUUAAUUGAAGAAUUAGAUAAAUAAAUAAAAAUUGGUUAAUUUGUUUCUCAUAAAAAUUGGAGAGAAAACUUUUUCUUGACAAAUUUCUCUAUACAUAAAAGAAUGAAUGCAGUGGAACUAUUUUAAUGAAUAUAAUUUAUAAAAAAAUGGAGUGGAACUCAUAGAUCAAUAAUUUGCCAAAUACUUCAAUUUAGUUGAUAUAAAAUUUGAGAUAUGUUGAAUUUUGUGAGUAUUCAAUCUAUUUUCACCUCGACAAGAGGCCAAACACAUUACACUGGUCCAAGACUUACAAAGUCGGGUUACGAAUUAUCAGGCUACACACAUUCACGAUUCUUUUUUUAAUCAACGAAUUAAAGAUGUAUUAAAUUUUAAAAACGAAUGAGCGUAUUAAGUUGCAUAAAUACAUGCACCAGUGAUUUCUUUAUAAAGAAACAAACAAGACAUGCAGCCAAUUUUGAAUAUUAUUGAAGCAGCUUAAUGCGUUCGAAAUGGUAGCAACAUCAUUAAUUAAACAAAAUCUAAAAAUGACAUCAACAAAAUACAUACAUACAUCUAUUUGAGUAAUUUGUUAGCUGUAUAAUAUGACAGGAACAUGUAUUGAUGCAUCUUCUCCCCCAUUCAUUCUCUCCCUCUCCUGGUUCUCCGCAGCUCUCUCCCUCUCUCAAAGAGGCAUACAAAGCCAGAAAACAUAUUCUCCCAACGGCAUUUUAUAAGAGACGUCUUGAUACGACCAAAAUUGACUUACAAGUUCAUAUAAAAAGCGAUUAAAGAUCGAAUCAAAACGCCAUGGCCACGGCUAAAAAGCUAUGUUUCAUUGUCAUUCUAUCAUUGUGUCUCCUAAAUGUGGAAUUCUCACGUGCACAGGAGGACUCUCCAUCACCUGCUACCUCACCGGAACGUGAGGCACCAGCACAUUCUCCUCUUCCACCACCGUCUUCUUCUUCACCAGAAUCACAUUCCUCUCCCUCACCAUCUCCAUCACGGUCACCGUCACCAUCUCCAUCACGGUCACCGUCUCCAUCUCCAUCACCAUCACCAUCACCAUCACCAUCACCAUCACCAUCACCAGAAGCGGUUCCCCUUCCGCCACCAGCUUCAUCACCAGAUUCUCCACCACCAUCUCCUCAGCAGGAACCUCCUUCCCCAUCUCCAUCAUCAUCAUCUUCUUCUCCAACUCCUGAACCAGCACCUGCUCCUGCUCCAUCAGACGAUGAUGCCGAUGAUGAUGCAGAGGAGGAGACAGAGAAUUUCCCUUCUCCGGCCCCAUCUCCUGCGCCGGCAGAAGAGGGAGAUCCAGAGGACAUCAAAGCAAGCGAGGAUGGUGAAUUCGAGCAAGACGGAGAUGAAGACCGCGGGAUGAGCGGAUGGAAGAAAGCAGGGAUCGCCAUUGGAGGAAUAGUUGGAGUAGGAGCCAUUGCAAUAGGAGCUCUUGUUUACAAGAAACGAAAAGAUAACUUAGCCAGAGCUCGUUACACUUACUUCAACCAAUCAGAGUUUCUUUAAACCUCCUUUCUUUUGUCUUUUUCGGAAAAGAAAAAAAAAACAUAUACUAAAAAAAAUCCUUACAUUGUGUUUUGUUUUAAUGUAAAAAAAACGACAAUAGAUGUUUGCUUUGGUGAUACAUGAUUGAGUCUUUGUCAUCUCUUAUAAAAAAAAAAGAGUUUUAUUA